AAGAGUCCGAAAUUGUAAUAUUAUUUGUAAAUAAAUGUUUGUUUCUUUUGAUAAGAACAAUUGAUGCUUUAUUAUAUACUUUCAUACAUUUCAAAUACAAUUGAGAUAACUGGUUUAAAAUGCUACCUUCAUUGGGACUGUUUAAGGACUUUGUUUGUCCAUUCUUCACCGGUGGACCAAAGAGUUGCAACCGCUCUUUUUGUCAUUUUAAGCAUAUGCGUCCAGAAGAAAACACAACGCCACCUCCAGUCCCCGUUUACAUUCCAACACCGAAAUUACUCGCAUUACCUGAACUUGUUACUAAAAAGAAAAGCAAUCAGUUGGAAUACCAUCCAGAAAAACCUGACUUAAAUGCUUCUCCUACAAAAGUUAAACUUAAUGAUGCGAAUGUUCCAAAGUACACACCAGCACCAACAGGUAUUAAAGAUUAUAAACAAAUCGAUUUAAGUGAAUGUGAAGAAGAAUUGGAAGAAUUAACACUUUUAAUUGCGGAAAAUGAAAAUAUAAACGAUAAUGUGUCCCGAAAUGAUAAUGUAGCUGAUACUGCAGAAACUAAAAGUAAGGCAAACGAGUCUGCUUGUAGUAAAGAAAUUAUAAAAAACGAUACACGUAAGGAUAUUACAUCACACAAUGAAAUUCAACAAAGUUCAAAUGAAUCCAGCAGUAGUAAAGAAAAUAAAAACAAUAUUACUAAAGAAAAAUCAUCGUCAUCACACACCAAAGAUAAACAUAAAUCUUCACACAGUAGUAGGCGACGACAUAGCUCCCAAGAUAAAAGAAGUUCGCAAGACAGUAGACAUAAAAGUUCAACUGAUAGUAAAGAUACAAUCAGUUCUAAAAGCAAUAGCAAGCAUAAAAGCAGCAAACGGCGUGAAGAACCUUCAUCGCGUUCAUCUUCCUCUAGAAAAAAGCACAAGUCUUCCUCACCGAAUCGUAGUAGUAGAAAACAUCACAGUGGUGAUGAGUCAAAACACAGAAGUUCUUCUUCAUCAAAAUCAUCCAGAACAAAAUCAAAAUCAAAACAUUCUUCAUCCACAGAUAAAAACACAACAAAAGAUAAAGAUAGAACAGAAAAUGAUAUUUCUCCAAAUAAACAAUGUAAAGCUAAAGAAUACCUUCAUAUGGAGUUGGAUAUUUCAGAGGAAGACGAAACUGAUCAAUGCAAAAACAUAUUUGAUGAAAUUGAACAAAAUAUGAAAAGUUUGUGCGAAGACACAGCUAAAAUCCAAAAAACGGAUAACAGUUUAAAACGCAAACCGUCUGUAGAAGAUCCUGUUAUUGAUGGAGUUUCUAAAUCCAAAAAGCGGGUAGCAUAUGAAAAUGCAGAGAAAUGCAAAUCACUGUGUCCUAAGGUUUAUAAAAGACCGGAUCAUUUACAAAAUGCUAUGCGGGCUAUUUAUCAACGCCAAUUAGAAGCUAAAAUGAAUCAAAAAGAGGAAGAAGAAACUUUAACGAAGGCACAAUUAAGUGUUGAAGUUCCAACAACCACAAAUAAGUCUGCAAACGAUUUAGGCAAACUGGAAGAGAAAUUAACACCAUUAAUUAAGCCGUGUUCUUUACAACCGCCUAAAUCGAGAACUAUUGCACCUGUCUCGAGUAUAAUUGCUAUAGAGCGUGCUAAAAAGAAAAUCGAAGAACUUAAAUCACAAAGAAAACAAGCAUUUACACAAGCACAAACCACUAGAGGCGGCUCAAGAGUAGCUCAUCGACCUACACCUGAACAGAAAACUGAACCCGCACCACCAGUAUUGGAAGCAAACUCGUCAAAAAUAUCCUAUAAUUUACGUAUGCAGUACUACACUAUGAUGGUGGCCCAUUGUAAAGUUAUAUAUCCCAAUCUAGCAGAUGCUUAUGUUAGAGCACAAACGGAAGAGAUUACGGUUUUUAAGAAAUGUAAUACACCGAUUACGUACAAAAGUAGUUGCUCAUUGGCAAUUAAUAAAUUAAAAAAGGAGGCUGCAAACUCAGGCAAUAAACCUGAAACAGCAAAAUUGGAGUCACAUGAAGUGAACUUAGCAGGUAAAUUAUCCUUGGAUAGGAGGUGGAGCUUACAGAAGAAACCGAUAAAGAAAUUAGACUCUAGUGAGGAGCCAUUCGAUAAUUUAAGCGAUGUGGCUGCUUAUGAUAUGGUUUAUGGUUUAAUACUGACUGAAGAGCAAUUGGAACAAAAUGGUUUUCCGCGACCAGGUGAACGCGCGGGCAUGGCUAAAAUAAAUUUGAUUAGAGCCAAAAAGAAUUAUGUUUCCCAAUAUGAACGUUUAUGUAGUCGUUGCGGCAAACUUUUCAAUAUAAAUAUGUACGAUGAACAAUGUGUCGACGAAUGCAAUUACCAUGCGAAGGGUAUCGGUCGGUUUAACAAUUUUACAGAAAGUUUGUAUCGUUGCUGUCAGAAUUCGAUGAACUCACCUGGUUGUUCGUAUGCAAAUUAUCACGUCACAGAUAAUACGCAGAAUAACAUAUUGAAAGGUUAUGUUACUACUAUGGACAAAGAUCCUAGUUAUGUAUAUAAAAAGAAUGAUAUAUAUGCACUCGAUUGUGAGAUGUGCUACACAACUGAAGGCAUUGAAUUAACACGUAUAACCGUCGUAGAUAUCAAUGGUGAUAUUGCUUAUGAUUCACUAGUUAAACCCGAUAAUAAAAUUAUUGAUUAUAAUACAGUUUAUUCUGGCAUAACAGAGAGCAUGCUAUCUAAUGUCACUUGUAAAUUAAUCAAUGUGCAAGCGGUAUUGCUGUCGAUGAUACAUUCUAAAUCGAUACUUGUGGGUCACAGUUUGGAAAGUGAUUUAAAGGCAUUAAAAAUAAUACAUAGCUCAGUGGUAGAUACAUCGAUUUUAUUUCCGCAUCGAAUGGGACCACCAAAGAAACGUGCGCUUAAAACGCUGUGUAUUGAAUUCUUAAAGCUAAUAAUUCAAGAAAGUGAGCAUGGACAUAACAGUGCUGAAGAUGCUGCUGUAUGCAUAAAAUUAUUGAAAUUUUAUCUUCGUAAUCGUAUUGCUUAGUAAAAUCUAAAUUCUAAAUAUUUGCGUUGUAACAAUCAAAUAUUUGUAAAAUAUAACUUGAAUAAGGAAAUUAAAUA
This is a messenger RNA of Teleopsis dalmanni, 3076 nucleotides long. Its product is annotated as RNA exonuclease 1 homolog. Bases 120 to 2999 code for a protein of 959 amino acids. Gene Ontology annotation, cellular component: nucleus. Gene Ontology annotation, molecular function: exonuclease activity; nucleic acid binding. NCBI's taxonomy places the organism in Eukaryota, Metazoa, Arthropoda, Insecta, Diptera, Diopsidae. The transcript is spliced from 11 exons. The record is from RefSeq and is a predicted model, not a curated record.